Molecule: messenger RNA, 2147 nt
Organism: Linepithema humile (Argentine ant)
Lineage: Eukaryota; Metazoa; Arthropoda; Insecta; Hymenoptera; Formicidae
Product: Suppressor of Cytokine Signaling at 44A
Biological process (GO): intracellular signal transduction; regulation of growth; phosphatidylinositol phosphate biosynthetic process
Cellular component (GO): phosphatidylinositol 3-kinase complex
Molecular function (GO): 1-phosphatidylinositol-3-kinase regulator activity
Source: RefSeq, a predicted model, not a curated record
UUGGAUGCUUGAAGUACUAACGAUAACAAAAAGGGCUAUACAUUUUCCACUGAUGUCUGACAAGUUUUUGACAUUCCGCUGUAAUUUUUGAUUCCGGGUGCGAAUACCGUUGUUUACGGUCGUGUUACACCGGCCGCGAGAAAUAGAUGGCGUGUGCAGAUGCCGUAGUAGCAAAAGCAGCAGGUAGAAUAAUUCGUUUCGAGAGCUCGUGCAUAACGCUCAAACAUGAUAAAUCCGAACUCGGAUUCGGAAUCGAUUGCGAGUACGGCUGCGGAGCGGGUAGGCGCACGACAGAAGUCAAAGCAUGGAACAAACGGUGGACUUGCAACGUUUAUUUGGCGACGUGAGAAUAAUUCGCGACACGAAUGCAAGAGAGAAGACUCGAUGAACGAUAUCAAGGCAAUGGAACAGAGGUUCAAAAAUCCUUCAAGUAGUAAAGUAUCGUUUGGUUUUUUUAAGAAUAUCAAGAAGCACUUGCAAAUAAAAAAUCUGUGCAAAUCCAAACAAAAGAACAAGGAGACGGAAACAAAUUCUUCUCCUAUUACAAACCAAAAUGCUGUUAUAUCGAUCCAUGAGUCUCUUAAUUCUUGUCAAGAACAAGAAUUGUCAAAUAGUGAGCAGGAAGUCUCAUCAGAUGAACAACUUUUGCAUGAGAGUAGAUUGGGCAAUGUACUUGAAAAUUCCUGCCAUGGUACUGAAGAAGAUAUAGCUAAUACUAAUAUGCAUUAUAGUGCAACUGAUAUGAAUCUUCAUGCAGCUCUAAUGGAACAACAAAAUGGAGCAGCACACAAUAUUGUGACCACUAGUGAUGUAAUAAUAACACAACCAAAUCGUUCCAAUGCAAUAACAGCAGUUCCUAGUGCAAUAGCGGAAGUUUCUGGCAAUGUAAAUGAAACCUUAAGUAAUGAGAAUAAAGUUAAAGCGAGUCUCGCAAAAGAACUGCUCAAUUUAAGCAAAUAUGGAUGGUAUUGGGGUCCUAUAUCAGGAGAUGAAGCUGAUGCCAAGCUCAUAUCUGAACCAGAUGGUGCAUUUUUGGUUCGAGAUUCAUCAGAUGACAGAUACGUCCUAACGCUCAGUUUUAAAUCGUCUGGAAAAAUGUUGCAUGCGCGUAUGGAACAUAGCGGUGGUUUAUUUUCUCUAUGCAAUCAAUGCACAGAGAGCGAAGGCUUUACUUCGGUGGCUGCUUUAAUAAGUCACUCCAUGAACUUUAGCCAAUCAGCUGUUAUUUGUUAUUCAAGGCCGAAGUAUCCAGGAUAUCCGUCGUUUCCAGUCAGAUUAACAAAACCUGUAAGCAGGUUUACGCAAGUAAGAAGUUUACAAUAUCUUUGCCGUUUUGUUAUUCGUCAAAAUACUAGACUAGAUAAUAUACACAAAUUGCCUUUGCCAAAAACUAUUAAGGGAUAUAUUCAAGAAGCACACUAUUGAGACUUAAUGGACAAAGAGAUAGAAAAUAUUAAAGAGAUUGAUAAUGAAAUUAUUUUUAUUAUGUAAGAUAUAUAUUUUUAAAAAAAGUGAUAUAGAAUGAAAGGUGUAAAUUUCUAUGAUGAAUUGGCAGCAAGAGGCACCUAUUAAGACAUUUGCGAAAUUUUUAUUUUUAUCUCCAGUAUUAUAUUGUAUUAAAGAUAUUCUUACUCUGUUCAUGAUGUAUCAUUAUCUAAUAUUGAGAAACAUAAAGUGAAUAAUAAUAGUUCGUAAAUAGUUGAAAAAAUGGAUGUUCCAUUUAUCUAUUUUUCAGCAGAGUAUUAAACAUGUAUCAUUUCUUAUUGAAUUUAAAGUAUUUUAUAUUUAUUACAAGUUAUGUAAAAUCUUAGGAUUUGCAGUAAAAUUUCUAUUGUAAGCUCGUAAAUCGUCACGGGUAGGAUCUGACUUCCCCCGUUAUUCGAUAAUAACGGUACAUGCGCGCAGUUAGUGAAAUUUUUAUAUAAAAAUUAACGCUGGACGAUUAUACUUAAUUAUGACAAUACUGCAGGGUAAACAAAAAUAUUUUUUAAUUGUUAAACGUUGACUGUAUGUAAGCAACGAUUUAUAUCUUUAUAUUUUGCAUGGAGAUCAUUUAGAUUUACUACUUAUAUAUAUAUAUAUAUUUUAUUGUACAGAUUUUGUUAAAAUAUAUAUAUUACUUGUGUAAGAUAAAUUAGCUAUAUAUA